Messenger RNA from Anoplophora glabripennis (Asian longhorned beetle), 2928 nucleotides. Its product is annotated as aminopeptidase N-like. Gene Ontology annotation, molecular function: peptide binding; metalloaminopeptidase activity; zinc ion binding. Gene Ontology annotation, cellular component: cytoplasm. The record is from RefSeq and is a predicted model, not a curated record. Gene Ontology annotation, biological process: peptide catabolic process; proteolysis. NCBI's taxonomy places the organism in Eukaryota, Metazoa, Arthropoda, Insecta, Coleoptera, Cerambycidae. The transcript has 14 exons. The coding region runs from base 93 to 2804 and encodes 903 amino acids.
CAUUGAUCGUUUUAUACAUGUUAGAAUAGCUUAUGUGAAGGUACUUAGGGUAAUAUACAGAAAGGAUACGUACAUAUUGACACACAGUCGUCAUGGAUAAAAUUUACAUCUCUCAAACCAUUUUAAUACUGUUCCUAGGAUCAGUAACUUCAUCGAGCUUUGAAGGUAAUGAAGCAGAUAACCUACCCACAUACGCAGUCCCUUCGCACUAUUCCCUUUACCUGACACUAGACCCUGAAGAUACUACGUACAACGGUUCCGUCCAAAUAGAUUUCUCGGCUAGAACUACUGUAAAUGACGUCAUAAAACUCCACGCCUCGCCAAAAACUAUAAAGAUACAUUCUACGCUAUUGAACUACAACCAUAGUUGUACAGUAACAAGCCAGGAUAACGACACGGAGAUCGUGAUCCUUACGUGCCCAACCAAAUCAUUUCGGGUACAGAAUACUUUAGUAAUUCGUUUCCAAGGUAAGGUUAUUACGGAGGACCAGGUAGGUUUGUUCAGGACGACGUACAAAGAAGACGGAGAUGAGCACGUUAUGCUGUCAACAGAGUUUGAGCCAGUAGAUGCUAGACAGGCUUUUCCUUGUUUCGAUGAACCAAAAUGGAAAACAACCUUCGAUAUUUUCAUCACUCAUCCGAAAAAGUAUAUUGCUCUCGCCAAUACUCCGGUGAAAAUGCAUUUUCCCAUAGCUCCCGAUCGGAUUCAAACGCAAUUUCAGACUACACCUUUGAUGUCUGUAUACCUACUAGCCUUCGCUGUUUCAAAGUUUGUGUCGAGCUCCGAUAAUGGGACAAGAGGGUAUGAUUAUCGCGUAUUCACUAGACCAGGUGCAAAAGAUUUUAUAUCUGUAGCUGUGACUUAUGGCCCUAUUUUGAUUAAUCUUCUGGGCAACUGGACAGGCAUUGCUUAUAAAGAUCUUGGAGAUACUCAAGCGUACCAAAUUGCCAUUCCGAAUGUCGACGAUGGAGCUAUGGAAAAUUGGGGUCUGAUCACUUACGGAGAAGUGGAUUUGUUGGAUGAAAAGGAAAUUACCUCCAAUUCCGCUAAACAGGACAUCAUAGCGAUUAUAGCUCACGAGUUAGCUCAUCAAUGGUUCGGGAACUACGUUACUAUGAAUUGGUGGUCGAAUAUUUGGUUGAAUGAGGGGUAUGCUACCUAUUUUCAGCACUACAUAGUGGACCAGCUUGAAGACGACUUGGAGAUGAUGAAGCAGUUUGUCGUCAACAUAAUUCAACCUGUCCUGGAAGUAGAUGCAGUGUCUGAAUCUUUGCCGCUUUCUAGUGAUGUGAACAAUAGAGCAGACAGCGAAGACAAAUUUGAUGAUAUAAGCUAUUCGAAGGGAGCAAGCAUAAUACGGAUGCUAAGGAAUGUUAUUGGAGAAGCUGCUUUCAGAGAAGGAAUUCGAUCAUACUUGUCAACAUAUAAAUACAACAACACCCACCCAUCUGUUCUAUUAAAUUCUUUCAAAACAGAGACGCCCUUAGGCUUGGACAAAAUCAUGUACAACUGGAUAUACAAGGCUGGAUUUCCAUUAGUUACAGCGAGACUAAAUGGAUCUACAGUGACUCUUACCCAAGAAAGAUUUGAUAGUUCUGAGUCGACGCAGUGGUAUAUUCCCAUUACUUACACAACUAAAACUGAGAGCAACUUCAAUGACAACGUUAAGGGUUGGCUAGUCCCUAAUUCUACGUUGGAUAUUGAGUUGGAAGAUGGAUCAUGGAUAAUAUUGAACAUGCAACAAACUGGAUACUAUAGAGUCAACUACGACGAUAUAUUGUGGCAACGGAUCAUAGAAGCCCUCAAAAACGAUAGAAAUAGUAUUAACGUUAUAAAUAGAUCCCAAUUAGUUAAUGACGUCUUCAAUAUUGCUAGAGCCGGAGGUGUUAGUUAUAGAACAGCUUUCCAUUUGGCUGAAUAUUUAAGGUAUGAGACCGAAUACUAUCCCUGGGUUUCUGCAUUUAAUGCUAUCUCUUUCAUAUCUGGAAAACUUGCCGAUAAUAAAGCUGAAAGAUUACUGCAGUUUCGAAUUCUGUACUGGUUAAACAAAGCAUUUCCCCCAAACAACCCAAAUACCGGAACAAGUCAUGUCGACAAACUUAAAGAAGUUCUUGUUUUGGAUUGGGCCUGCAAACUUGGACAAGAGCAGUGCAUAGCAUAUGCUAAUGAAACGUUCCAGAAAUAUAAGACUAGUUAUAGCCUCCCUGACAACAACAAAAGGGAAGUGGUAUUUUGCUAUGGAUUGCGGAACAGCUCACAUCCAGCUGAUGAUUACAAUUUUCUAUUUAAACUUUACAAAAAUUCUACAUCGCCUCAGCAAAAAAUUGAUAUAUUAUCUUCUCUGGGAUGCACGACAAAUACCGACCUACUUUCCAAAUACUUGACUGAAACUAUUAAGAAAAACUCACCCAUAAGAAAGCAAGACGCCAUCUCGGUAUUCGAGACCGUUUACACAAAAAGCGAUGUUGGAGUAAAUGUAUCCUUGACUUUUCUAGAAAAUAAUUUGAAAAACAUUACUGCCAGGUUCCAAGGAACGGACACCCUACCAACUGUAUUACUCGGAUUAGCUGACAGAGCUAAGACAGAUACUCAGAUUAAACGGAUUGCGCAGAUUUUUAAAAACUGCCGCAACAUAGGAAACGUCAAAAACAUUCGUGAAGAUUUUGUCUCCAUUAUGGUCACCAAUAGAUUAUGGAAAAAUAAGUACGCCACUGAAGUCAAGACAAUUUUACAGGAACCCAUUGUAGACACAGGAAAUAUUGUUAAACCAUCAAAUUUGUUUAUAUCUGCAAAAUCUGUUUAAUUUUUAAAUACAAGAAUAUUAAACAAGAUCGUAUGAUCUAUUACCUUAAAUUUUAUUUAGAACUGUUGUAGGAGUAAACUAUAUUCUAAUAAUAAAUAAUUGUAUAAACCUUCUAUUAGGUGAG